AUGACCCGGUUGUGGGACAACACUUUGGGAUCGGGCAAACGGGACAUGAUGAGCUACUUGGGCCAUAAGGAGGAGGUGCGGUCACGAGCCCCACAGGCAGACAGACCCAGAAAUCUGUCCACUGAAAGCAGCUCUCCUCCGAAGACCUGCUUUGCCGUGGACGUGGUGGCAUCCCGCGUCGCUCGUGCCUCCCCCAGUAACGGCCUUCUCCCCGUCCCAGAGCGCCGUCCUGCCAGCCAGAAGCCUGAGGAGAGCUGGCCAAAGCACCGAAAAACUGACCCUCCCUGGGCAUCCACCGUGCCACGUGCCGCGGCUGGCUCCCCGCCGGCCCGCAGUGACCUGCUGGGUGCCAGCGGGCACCUCUCUGGCCCACGGGGCCGGGAGCCCCACAGGCAGCCCGGCAGUGGGGCUGCAGAGGCGCGGCACGGGCUGGAGCGGCAGCAGUACACGGUGCUGGCAGACCUGCCCAAGCCCAGGCGCCUCGGCCAGCGGGACGCUGCCAACCGCUACGGCUCCCGGACACUCAGCCCCGGCCGAGUGGAGGUGGAGAGGAUAUUUGGAUGCGAACGCAGGAAAUCAGAGACGCUGGAGGCCUUCCAGGCUCUGGAGGAGGGCCGUGUGGACCGGCUCGAUGGCAAGACGCCAGUGCCACCCAGCAAAGGCCACCUAACUCGGAGGCGGUCCAGCCCCAACCUGCCCAGGGAGGGUCAGCGACUCUCCUGGCAGCUCGAGCAGCGCAGCAGAGACCCCAAGGAGCCCCGGCGUUCCCCCAGCCCAGCUCGGCACCCCGAGAAGGCCAGCAGGCUCCGGGGGGACUCCCCACGCCCUGCCAGCCCCGGCUGGCUGCUGGAGAGAGGCAGCCGCAGCCCACGCGCCGCCAGCCCAGCCCGCAGGUCCGAGAGGAGAGCAGGGGAGCCCGGGAACCCUCCCUGUCACACUGAGAAAAGCUGGAGAAGCCGAGGGGAGCCUGCCCGCCCCCCAGGCUCAGAGAGGGGCCGAGCCACCUGGCAAGCACUGGAGAAGAAGAGCCGGGGGGAUUCCCUGCACCCCGCAGGGGCUGGGAAGGGCUCAGGUAACAUCAGGCUGAGCCGAGCAGGGCCACCACCACGGGCCCUCAGUCCUGGGAGACGCACAGAGAGCACAAGGAAAAGCCAAAAGGAGAUCUCCCCUCCCAGCUUGUGGCGGGGCGCAGAGAGGCAAGGAGUGAAGCCUGGGGAGCCGUUGCACCUCUCAGGGCCCAGGAAGGCAUCAGAAUGCAGCUGGCAGAGCCUCCGGGAAAAGGUGACCUCCUCCCAGCCCUCAAAGGGCACCAGCAGUGACUCCAAAGGCCGAGGCAAGCCCCUGCGCCCCAUAAGCCCAACACGACCCCCGGAGCAGGACUGGAGGGGGCGAGGGGAUGCCCACCAAGCACAGGUGUGGGAGAAGGACUGGAAGCGCCAAGAGAUGCCCGUGUGCCAUGCAGAUGUGAUGCGCCAGCUGGAAAGGGACUGGAAAAGCCCUGCUAGAUGUCUGGAAGGAGGACUACGGCCAGAUGACAGCUGGAGAAGGCCUGAGAGUCCAACGCAGCAUCUGGAGGAGGACUGGCAAGGUCCCGAGCACGCACGAGAUGCACACAACCCUGAGAAGCCAUUGGAAACUGACUGGGGGAACAAGAGUCUUCUCAUUUACCAUCCCCAGCUGGGUGGAAGCACCUUCCCACCACAAAGCAGCACUGGCUCCUCAGGAAGCCCGCAGCCACAUUUGAAUGCCAGUAAGAACCACAACAAGGUGGGGAAACUGAGGCACAGAGCCUUUUUGUAA
Camarhynchus parvulus is the source of this 1800-nucleotide messenger RNA. Its product is annotated as TRIO and F-actin-binding protein-like. The record is from RefSeq and is a predicted model, not a curated record. The transcript is spliced from 7 exons. Bases 1 to 1800 code for a protein of 599 amino acids. Lineage: Eukaryota; Metazoa; Chordata; Aves; Passeriformes; Thraupidae.